AUGUCCCAAUACAACCAGCCACGCCCUCAAGAUCCCAACGCUAUCCUAAACCAGUGCAGAGACGUUGACCGUGGAAUCGAUGAUGUAAACCGAUAUGUUGACCAGCUUAGCACCCUCUACCGCCGUCUGCUCAGUGAUGUCGACCCUGCUCGUGAAAAUGCCGUCCGAGAAGAAGUCGAAGACCUUGCCAACCAGACGAAGCGCCUUUAUCGUAACUUGGUCGACCGGGUGAAGUCUAUCAAGCAGAUGCCAGAAUCCGGAAGCCCACGCAACUCCUCCCAGGUUGGAAAAGUUGAGCGUAGCUUGAAGGCAGCCAUCACACGAUACCAGCAAGUUCAGGCUGAUUUCCGAAAAGAGUCCGAGUCGCAAAUGGCCCGACAGUACCGUAUUGUUCGACCGGAUGCAACAGAUGCCGAGUUGAUCCAAAGUGACCGCCGUGGAGAUGCCCAAAAGGUGUCGCAGAUGGUUCGGGCCAGACACGAGGAGAUCCAGAAGAUUGAACGAGACUUUGUCGAAUUGACACAGAUGUUCCACGACCUUGAGGCUAUGGUUAUUCAACAAGAAGAACCCAUUGCUCACAUCGACCAGACCGGUGAAGAAGUGCGGGAGAACGUCGACAAGGCCAAUGAAGAGAUUAAGGGCGCUAUUGAUUCCGCCCGUGCUCGUAACAGAAAGAAGUGGUGGUGUCUUCUCAUCUGUCUCCUUAUCAUUAUCAUCAUUGUUGUCGUCAUUGUCGUUGUCGUCGUUAUACAAAAGAAGUAG
Trichophyton benhamiae CBS 112371 is the source of this 762-nucleotide messenger RNA. RefSeq names its product SNARE domain protein. NCBI's taxonomy places the organism in Eukaryota, Fungi, Ascomycota, Eurotiomycetes, Onygenales, Arthrodermataceae. The transcript has 3 exons. The record is from RefSeq and is a predicted model, not a curated record. Gene Ontology annotation, biological process: vesicle fusion; intracellular protein transport; exocytosis. Gene Ontology annotation, molecular function: SNAP receptor activity; SNARE binding. Bases 1 to 762 code for a protein of 253 amino acids. Gene Ontology annotation, cellular component: plasma membrane; endomembrane system; SNARE complex.